Acaulospora morrowiae is the source of this 231-nucleotide messenger RNA. NCBI's taxonomy places the organism in Eukaryota, Fungi, Glomeromycota, Glomeromycetes, Diversisporales, Acaulosporaceae. The record is from the annotation of a GenBank genome assembly.
AUGAGAAUGGUAAUAGCCAGAAUCACACCAUAUCAAAAUUAUACCAAGACAUUAGCCCAACGUAACACCAUCAUUACUAGACUAUACAGACUAAACAAGAAUGUCUCAGCAAUCAGAAUAAUGAGUGCAACCAAACAUAUCAACACCAAAACUGUUCAUAUAUCCACAAAUAAAGACUUGAACAAAGUCUUAAAGUUGUAUAUGGAACUUUUUGGAAACAAGACCUGGUGA